UGAACUUGCUCGCGAUAUAUAAGCCCCCGACCGGACGGUCCGCAGCACUAUUCGUUUUGCCUCUAUCGCUUGAAGUGGUCUAGGACGGAUUUGUGUGUUUUCACAUUUCAUAUUCAACUUAAGAAAUAUCAAAAUACAAAAAUGGCUUCCAAAUUGUUCGUAUGCUUCGCUGUGCUCGUCUUGGCCGCCGUCGCCCUCGCUGAAGGACCCGCCGAAAUGAAACAACAACCCGCCCAAGACAUGAUGAUGGAACAACCCGAAGCCAAAACCGAAAACGAACGCGUGAAGAAAGCUGUUAUCAUCUCAGCAGCAACUGGUUACCCAUAUGGAUAUGGUUAUGGAUACGCCACCCCAUACAGCUCUUCAUACGCUAACUACAACUCUUACCCGUAUGCCUAUGGUUACCACGCAUACCCAUAUAACCACAACUACCAAUACCCGUCCGGAUACGCCCGAUCAACUUACCACUACAACAAUGGAUACUACCCAUAUAACAGCUGGUACGGUGGUAACUACUACAACAACUACUACAGAUCCGGUUACCACUAUCCAUACGUAUACUAGACGUUCAAUAAAACUCCUCUGCCGAAAACACUUUGAACAUCUCAAAAAUACACUUAGCACGUAAGAACAGUUACAUUUGCAAAUGCCUUAGCGACGAACUCGAUUUCACAAUCAGCGAUCAAAUGCCAUAAUGGAUCAGUUGAAAAUAUUGUAUGGGUUGAGCUGUUCCUGCAUAGCACAUAAACAUGCCAUACGUUGUAGGGCUUCUUCUUUUUUUUUUUUUUUUAAGUAUAUAUUUUUGUACACAUUGCAAUUGAAUAAAAUGUAAAAAUGCAUCGAAAAUAA
Molecule: messenger RNA, 849 nt
Organism: Daktulosphaira vitifoliae (grape phylloxera)
Lineage: Eukaryota; Metazoa; Arthropoda; Insecta; Hemiptera; Phylloxeridae
Product: prisilkin-39-like
Exons: 3
Coding region: 142-564 (140 amino acids)
Source: RefSeq, a predicted model, not a curated record